Messenger RNA from Trichophyton rubrum CBS 118892, 798 nucleotides. RefSeq lists its product as uncharacterized. Bases 1 to 798 code for a protein of 265 amino acids. The transcript has 2 exons. The record is from RefSeq and is a predicted model, not a curated record. NCBI's taxonomy places the organism in Eukaryota, Fungi, Ascomycota, Eurotiomycetes, Onygenales, Arthrodermataceae. Gene Ontology annotation, molecular function: nucleosome binding. Gene Ontology annotation, biological process: chromatin remodeling. Gene Ontology annotation, cellular component: Swr1 complex.
AUGUCUUCGCUGGUGGAGGUGGUAUCUACGCGAGCAUCAAAGGCUCCAGGAUGGGAAUAUGUCUCUGCUGCGCGGUUUGAAGCCCCUGUCAGCGGGCGCAGGGAGACUGGCGGGAGGAAACGGACUGCAAGGGAAAUUGGAGGAGACACCAGCACCGCGAGAUCUGACCUGAGUGCGAGGCAAAGGGGUGUUAUUGCUAAGCAUUUAGAAGCCCUCGAUAAAGAGAAUCAUUCAGACGUUUCGAUUCCCGUCCCACCGAGACGUCAAAGGGAGCAUACAGUCAAAGGCGUAAGAAGCAAAACGUCAUCUAACACACGAAAGAUUAUUACUUCGGGGAAACAGUUCAAGAACUAUCUUGCGGCUGAAGAGCCUGCCACCUUAGCACUCUCCGCCUCCUCUACAACAACUGCAACUACUUUGAGCCAGCGCACGAAUAUAGCCAGACAACCCGAUACUCCUGCCCCUCAAGCAGACACCAACGCCAGCAGACCGCUCCUCCAGGUACCAGAUCAACCUUCCGGUCUAAUCGUGUCUGAAUAUGACAAUGAUCCGCUUCUACGAUCCUAUAUCCCAACAGCGCCCUCCGAACGCAUCAUGAUGGCUCUCGUUUCGGAACCUCCAUUGUCAUAUCAUGCCUCUCGUGCUACCUUGCCUCCUGAUUCUCGUCCUUCGAGACAUUUCUGCAGUAUAUGUGGUUACUGGGGCAAAGUAAAAUGCAUCAAGUGCCAGGCAAGGAUUUGUGGCUUGGAAUGCUCAAGAAUUCAUUUGGAGACAAGAUGUGACCGGUUCUAUGCAUGA